AUGGACAUUAGUUCAGAAAACUCGUGUAAAAAAUGGCAUCUCUAUGUCCUGCAUUUCCUUUCAUGUGGAUCAGCGCGGAUUCAUUUACUCUGGCACCGUUUCUAUUAUGGAGAUUUUGUGAAACAUUUCUGCGAUUGCAAACUGCAACCUCGCCAUGACAUGGGAAUCGUGACGCGCUCCGACACGCGCCUUUGUUGUCGCUUAAUUGGCGUCGUCCUCCUGGUAUCCUGCCGCGCCUCGCCCUGUGCUGAGGACGCGGCCGCCUCGGAGUCCUGGGAUCGGGGGUCCUGGGGUCCUGGGUCCUGGGUCCCUUGGGGUCCUGGGUCCUCCUGGGGCCUAGGGUCCUGGGGUCCUGGGGUCCUAGGUCCUGGGGUCCUGGGGUCCUGGGGUCUGGGUCCUAGGGUCCUGGGGUCCUGGGGUCCUAGGGGUCUAGGGCCUGGGGUCCUGGGUCCUGGGGUCCUUGGGGUCCUAGGUCCUGGGGUCCUGGGGUCCUGGGGUCCUAGGUCCUGGGGUCCUAAGGUCCUGGGGUCCGGGGGUCCUGUCCUGGGGUCCUUAAGGUCCUGGGGUCCUGGGUCCUGGGUCCUGGGUCUAGGGUCCUGGGGUCCUGGUCCUGGGUCCUGGGUCCUAUCCUGGGGUCCUAAGGUCCUGGGGUCCUGGGGUCCUAGGGUCCUGGGGUCCUGGGGUCCUAAGGUCCUGGGGUCCUGGGGUCCUCCUAAGGUCCUGGGUCCUGGGUCCCUGGGGGGUCCUGGGGUCUGGGUCCUAAGGUCCUGGGUCCUGGGUCCUAGGGUCGUCCUAAGUCCUGGGUCCUGGGGUCCUGGGGUCCUGGGUCUGGGUCUUAGGGUCCUGGGGGUCCUAAGUCCUGGGGUCCUAGGUCCUGGGGUCUUAGGUCCUGGGGGUCUGGGUCUUAGGGUCUGGGGUCUAAGGUCUGGGUCCUGGGGUCCUUUCUGGGGUCCUUCCUGGGGUCCUAGGGUCCUGGGGUCCUGGGGUCCUGGGGUCCUGGGGUCCUAG
Penaeus vannamei (Pacific white shrimp) is the source of this 1008-nucleotide messenger RNA. The record is from RefSeq and is a predicted model, not a curated record. NCBI's taxonomy places the organism in Eukaryota, Metazoa, Arthropoda, Malacostraca, Decapoda, Penaeidae.